This is a messenger RNA of Oldenlandia corymbosa var. corymbosa, 3114 nucleotides long. The record is from the annotation of a GenBank genome assembly. NCBI's taxonomy places the organism in Eukaryota, Viridiplantae, Streptophyta, Magnoliopsida, Gentianales, Rubiaceae.
AUGGCCGUCGGCGGUUGCACUUUCUCAUCGGACGACAUUGUGAUUAAGUCUCCCAACGAUAGGCGAUUGUACAGGUACAUUGAGCUGCCUAAUGGUUUGUGUGCUCUUCUUGUUCACGACCCUGAGAUUUACGGCGGUGAUAAGCCUGAAGCCGUUGAUGAUGGUUCUGAUGAAGAAGAAGAAGAAGACGACGACCUAGACGAAGACGAAGACGAAGAUGAUGAUGAUGAUGAUGAUGAUGAUGAUGAUGAUGAUGAUGAUGAUGAUGAUGAUGAUGAUGAGGAUGAGGAUGAUGAUGACGAGGACGAAGAAGAGGAAAAUGCUAAUGGAAAGAAAGGCGCUGCUCAGAAAAAGGCAGCAGCAGCAAUGUGUGUUGGAAUGGGCAGUUUUAAGGAUCCACAUGAAGCUCAGGGUCUUGCACAUUUUCUAGAGCAUAUGCUUUUCAUGGGAAGUACUGAAUUUCCAGAUGAGAAUGAGUAUGACAGUUACCUGUCAAAGCAUGGAGGGUCCUCAAAUGCAUAUACAGAAACAGAGCAUACAUGCUACCAUUUUGAAGUCAAAAGAGAGUUUCUUGAGGGGGCUUUAAGAAGAUUCUCUCAGUUUUUUGUCUCACCUUUGGUGAAGUCUGAAGCAAUGGAGCGAGAAGUACUGGCUGUGGAUUCAGAGUUCAAUCAGGUGUUACAGAGUGAUUCCUGCCGCCAGCAACAAUUACAAUGCCAUACAUCUGCUCCUAGUCAUCCAUUUAACCGUUUCUUUUGGGGUAAUAAAAAGAGCCUGGCUGAUGCGAUGGAGAAUGGAAUAAAUUUGCGGGAACGGAUUUUGGAAUUGUACAAUAAUAAUUAUCAUGCAGGGGCGAUGAAGCUUGUCAUCAUAGGAGGAGAGACUCUUGAUAUACUUGAAAGCUGGGUUCUUGAAUUGUUUAGCAGUAUUAAGAGUGGCACUCAAAUAAAGACAGAAACGAGGUUGGAAUUUCCUAUCUGGAAAGCUGGGAAAGUUUACUGGUUGGAAGCAGUUAAAGAUGUACACAUUCUUGAUUUAUCAUGGACAUUGCCUUCCCUACGGAAUGAUUAUUUGAAAAAAGCUGAAGAUUAUAUAGCUCAUUUGCUUGGACAUGAGGGAAGAGGGAGCUUGCAUUCUUUCCUUAAAGCCAAAGGCUGGGCAACCUCCAUUUCUGCUGGUGUUGGGGAUGAUGGAAUGCAGCGCUCUACAAUGGCUUAUAUUUUUGGCAUCUCCAUACACCUUACUGACUCUGGAUUGGAAAAGAUCUAUGAAGUCAUUGGUUUUGUGUAUCAAUAUAUCAAGCUAUUGCGAGAAAUUGCACCUCAAGAAUGGAUUUUCAAGGAACUCCAAGAUAUUGCAAAUAUGGACUUCUUAUUUGCCGAGGAGCAACCUCAAGAUGAAUAUGCUGCUGAACUUGCAGAGCAUCUGCUUGUUUAUCCUGCCGAUCAUGUUAUUUAUGGUGACUAUGCUUACAAGAUUUGGGAUGAGGAGAUGAUAAAGUAUGUGUUGGGUUUCUUCAGGCCAGAUAACAUGAGAGUUGAUGUGUUGACCAAGUCAUUGAAGUACCAGGAUGUGAAGUUUGAACCAUGGUUUGGUGCAAAGUACGCCGAGGAAGAUAUCCCAUCUUCUCUGUUGGAACUAUGGAAGGAUCCUCCAGAAGUUGCUACCUCCUUGCAUCUUCCUGUGAUGAAUGAGUUUAUUCCUCUUGAUUUUUCCAUUCGUGCAGAUAGUAUCUCCAGUGACUUUUCAGAUGCUCCCAUGCCGAAAUGUAUCGUUGAUGAACCAUCGUUGAAAUUGUGGUACAAACUUGACAAAACAUUCAAGCUUCCUCGUGCAAAUACAUAUUUCCGCAUCACCUUAAAUGGGGGAUGCAAAACCUUGAGGAAUGCUCUGUUGACGGAAUUAUUUGUUCUCCUUCUAAAGGAUGAGUUGAAUGAGAUUGUGUAUCAGGCUAGUGUGGCAAAAUUAGAAACUUCUAUGUCUCUGUAUGGUGAUAAACUUGAGCUGAAGGUUUAUGGGUUCAAUGAUAAGCUUCCGAAUCUUUUGAUAAAGAUUUUGUCAACAGCCAAAUCAUUUUUGCCAAAUGAAGAUCGUUUUAAGGUUAUCAAGGAAGACAUUGAGAGGAAUUUAAAGAACACAAACAUGAAGCCUCUGAGCCAUUCAUCUUACUCCAGACUACAAGUAUUGUGUCAGACGUUCUGGGAUGUGGAAGAAAGGUUAUCAUUACUGAAUGAUUUGUCUCUUUCUGAUUUAAGAGCUUUCAUUCCAGGUCUUCUUUCCCAGAUGUAUAUUGAGGGCCUUUGCCAUGGGAAUUUAUUGGAAAAAGAAGCAGUUGCCAUAUCAAGCAUAUUUACCUGCAACUUUUCAGUGCCUCUUCUUCCUGUUGAGUUAAGGCACCAAGAAACUGUAAUGUGUCUCCCUUCUGGUGCCGACUUAGUUAGGGAUGUCAGAGUGAAAAACAAACUUGAAAAGAACUCAGUGGUUGAGCUAUAUUAUCAGAUUGAACCAGAACAAGAGAUUGGAUUGGCCAAAUUAAAAGCAUUAAUCGACCUGUUUGAUGAAAUCGUUGAAGAGCCACUCUUCAAUCAGCUCAGGACAAAGGAGCAGCUUGGCUAUGUUGUUGACUGCAGCCCACGUGUGACAUACCGAAUAAUGGGUUUUUGUUUUCGUGUUCAAUCUUCUGAGUAUGAUCCUAUGUACUUGCAAGGGAGAAUUCAUGACUUCAUCAACAGCGUGGAAAAGAUGCUGGAUGGACUUGACAAUGAGUCUUUUGAAAACUACAAGAGUGGUUUACUGGGAAAGCUUCUUGAGAAAGAUCCGUCCCUCUUAUACGAAACAAAUCGAUAUUGGGGUCAAAUAGUUGACAAAAGGUAUAUGUUUGAUUUGUCCGAGAAGGAAGCUAUUGAACUCGAAAGUGUUCAGAAGUGUGAUGUUAUUGAAUGGUAUCGUACUUACUUAAGACACCCUUCUCCAAAAUGUCGAAGGCUUGCUGUACGGGUGUGGGGCUGUAACACCAAUUUGAAAGAUUCCGAUACCAAAGGAACAUCUGGGCAGGUCAUACACGAUCUUCUGGCUUUCAAAAAGAAGGCUGACUAUUAUCCAAGCUUGUGCUGA